Aspergillus ochraceoroseus IBT 24754 is the source of this 870-nucleotide messenger RNA. Its product is annotated as cytochrome c oxidase assembly factor 1 family protein. Lineage: Eukaryota; Fungi; Ascomycota; Eurotiomycetes; Eurotiales; Aspergillaceae. The transcript is spliced from 2 exons. Gene Ontology annotation, cellular component: mitochondrial inner membrane. The record is from RefSeq and is a predicted model, not a curated record. The coding region runs from base 53 to 610 and encodes 185 amino acids. Gene Ontology annotation, biological process: mitochondrial respiratory chain complex IV assembly.
CCCCAACUUGGAAUACUGCAAGCCCCGACCCUCAGCUCGCAAACAUCCAAAAAUGAUUUUCCACGCUGCGAGGAGACGCAUUGGCGUUCCGCAAUUCCCCAAAGUCAACGCCCGAAAUCUCGUUCCUCGUCGCACCCUCAUUCCGGCUCCCAAGGAUAAUUCAGGCCCGCUGAUGGAACGUCGCGCAGACCGUGAGCUCCCUUCGAUUAACAACGAGCAACGACGAUGGAUACGCACACUACCUAUUUUUGCUGUGGUUGUGGGCGCUGCUAUGCUUGGUAUCUUCAACUACCAGAAGUCUUCGUCUAGUGUGGUCAACAGCACACUGUAUGCUCUGCGGACUUCUCCCAAGGCGCGGGAGAUCCUAGGCGAUCAGAUUUACUUUGCGCAAAAGAUUCCAUGGAUCAGUGGGGAGAUGAACCAGCUGCAUGGGCGUAUUAAUAUCUCUUUCUGGGUGAAGGGGACCAAGACGCAAGGUAAAAUGAGGUUUCGGAGUGUGAGACCGGAUCGGAUGAGUUUUUUCCGUACUGAGGAAUGGAGCUUGGAGACAGAGGAUGGAGCUGUGAUCCAACUUCUUGAGAACGGCAAUGAUCCGUUCCGUCAGGAGUAAAUUGGUACAGGAACGCUAGACUCCACUGCAAUGACCAUGGCUCUGGUGUUGUCUAGAUUGUAUAUUUAGAAUAUUUCUCCUCUGCAUUAGGUUGGGGCGUUUGGGUGCAUGUAUUUAUUGAAGCGAGUCUUCCAAACUUGGCCGACGGAGAAAACAACGAAGCGGGAGAAUUGAAAAAAAAAGAUAAGGAUAUCAUUUAUGUAUCAUAUACAGACGCCGCUCUAGAAAACAGUAUAGUGUAAUAGUACAUUUUCAGAAAA